Messenger RNA from Lymnaea stagnalis (great pond snail), 7404 nucleotides. The record is from the annotation of a GenBank genome assembly. Lineage: Eukaryota; Metazoa; Mollusca; Gastropoda; Lymnaeidae.
AAUUAGACUAGUGGUCGUUCCUGGUUACUAUUAGAAGCCAUCCUUGUUUUACUAUUCAGUGAUCAGUGAUGUUUUGAAUUAUUUCUGUGGCUAUGGCGGAGGUAGAUAUUAAUAAUUGAUAUAUAAUUUCAGUAAAUUUCAUCAUCAUUCCUUAUGGAUUGAUAUUUUGGAGUAUUAAUUUUCCGUAUUUUGUGUGAAAACGUGUGUUAAAUUUUGUAAACACUUGACUUGGUGGUGGCAUAUUCAUAUUCAUAAUAAUCAAUUCAAUUCAAAUUCAAUGAUAUUCUUUUCGGUCUAGGAAUAUGACUAUACUAUUAUACUAUAUAAUUUAUAAUACUAAGUCUAAUUAGUCACUAUAAUAUACUAAUACUAUAUUUAAAUUAUAUAAUAUAUAGGCUACUGUAGUCUAAGGCCAAGGCAGGUAUAAUAAUAAAUUUAAUAAUAGUAUUUUAUAAGUAUAAUAAUGUAGUAGUGCGUGGUGGGUGAUUGGUGCUUGGUUGUACCAAGGCUACCACUGACAGUUACUAAUGAACAAAAAAAUGAAGAAAUGCAGGUCUCGAGGACUAUAGCUUUAUUAAUGCUCUACCAGGAAAAAGUCACUGUGACCGACAGGUCCAAAGGAAAAGUCCUAAGAAAAUAUAAAGACUAAGGCAAAAGUCCACUAUGAAGAAAAAGGACAAUAUCUGAAAAUAAACAAAUAGUACAGGUCAACAAUGUCCUGACUAACAUAGCUAACAAUAAACAUGUUACAUAACCACGUAAUUACACGUGGCGACAAAAUAUACUUAACUAGAAAGCAUGAUAAAUGAUACGUACGUAGUAUUGUUUUAUACAAAUGGCAAAGAUAAUUAUCUUGUACUGCGAAUGUUUUAACUAUAAAAUAAACCACGUGCAGUGUUUAAUUUGAAACACGUGCACAGUGUUAAUGCUACACACAGAACCAGAGUGUGAUGUGAGGGCUAACAUAAACUUUAAAGAUCUUGAAAUUAUUAUAGUAAUUAUUAUUAUAGACCAGGCAUGGUGUCUAUGUAAGAAGCACACAUAGCAGGACAGUAAAUACAAAUACAAUGGUAUAAAAUAUGACCACCAUUAGCUUGAAGCUUGUAUCUAUCAAUCGCUGUGUCUUGUUAAGAUAAACAGCAGAUUGCAGAAUGACUAAUUAUAUGGAAUAUGAUCCUAACACAUGCACUAUUUUCUAUGUGAGAAUUUAGCACACGGCAGGAGAGUAUAGCUUAUUACACAUAUUUGACGGACACUCGCUGGUUGUAUACUGUUGUAUCAAUAGCUUAUAUUAUAAAUGCAUUGCAGUAUGUGUACCCAGAACGAUAUGCAGUUGUUUGUUAUGCUCACAAACCCUGAUCACUGGUAUCUAAUUUAUUAAUCCUAUUAAAGAAUUUGUUUAACGGUUGUAUGUUAACCUUUAAAAUAGCCUGAGCAUAAGUCUACACAAACCAUUUAUGGGCUGGGAAUAAUGCUGAAUGUUAUACACAGUCGGCUUGGAAUGGGUAUGUCAACAAAAUGGGGGGUGGGGGUGGCAAUGUUUGACCAUCGUUGACAGAGGGGAGAUAGAUGAAUUGAUGUCAAAAAUAUUUUUUCCUUAUUAAAACGUGUCUCUUAAAAAUUGAAUAGUUAUUAGGCCCCUAAUUGUUUUAAAAAAUUUAAUGAGUGAAAAUAGUCAUAAUUUUUAGGCUUUUAACAAUAUAAGAUUUAGUUAAUGUCUGUACACUGCAGAUGGUUGGUCAGAAUGUUAACACACUUUGUUAGUGCAAGAGAAGUAAAAAAUUGGCCUCUCUUCACCUGUAGAUUCUGUUUGUCUCAAAUGACUUGGGUGGUACAUUUGCGAUCAUGUUGCAGGUAUAGGACAAGGUUCAAGUGUCAUGUGCAGUGAAAAAAAAUGAUAUUGAUUUUGAGAAUUAGGGGAAAGUUAAGUAAGUAACAAUAAUAACAAUGCUACUUGAACAGAUUUGCAAAAUCUGUAACAUCUGUUUUGCAUCACAAGUCAUGUUGACAAAGCAUGUUCAAAAGCACCGACAAUGCACUCUUGAGCAUAAGAAAUUACCACCUUUUCCUCAACAAAAAAGGAUUCGACCAAUGCGAGGAGACAGAAGAGAAGCUUAUGGCAUUUAUUGCUCACACUGACUAUGCUUCUAUUGUAAGUGCUGAAUGGUUAGAUGAGGAUGAUGUUGACUUGUCUGGUAUAUAAGUUCCGCAAUAUGAAAAUGAUAAAUCAGCUACUAUGUCCAUUGUUAUGAUAGAGAAACAUCUGGCUACUCUAUGUGAUUGAUGGGAAGAGGAUAGCAACUAGAAACUAUACUACAAUUGUCAGCUAUACUUACAUUAAUCAUAUUUAUACUUGCACAAACAAUUAUAUUUAUUCUUCAACAACCUUUUAAUUGAUUCUACUUUAUAAAAUUUAAGUGUAAAAACUUUUUAACUUGUUGAUUAACAAGGUAAAGAUGUAAUGUAAUAAAAUAUUUUCCCUACAAUUUUAUUUGUCAUUUAAAUAGAUCAGUAUUUAUGUAUUUAUGAAAUGUAUUUAUAUAUUUAUUUAUAUUAUAAUUCAUUUGGGGAUAAAAAUUGCGUAAAAAUUGUUGACGUAAUUAAUGGACGCCCCCAAUAAGGUUGAGUGUUUUUCCCAGCUGACUGUGUAAAAUGCCUCUCUUAUUUAAAAGUUAAUAAGAUAUAUCAUAUUUCAGUUAUAAAUUUCUGUGUCAAUUGUUAAUAUGUCAAUAUCAAAUGAAUAAUAUAUUAUUACAUAUGCUAAAUAUUUGGAGUAGAAUUAGAGAAAGAAUUGAAAUAGAUGAAAGAAUCAAGUGGAAAUUUGCAAAGUUUUUUUGGGGGGCUCUAAUUAAUGAAUGCAAAAGAAGAGGGGGGGGGUGUCAGGAUAAGAAAGGGCUCCUGAUUUAUAGGAUAGCCUAGUUGGAGAUUGGAGAGAAAUUAGGAAUAAUGAGGACAAUAUUUUGUGUGAUGGAACAGUGUAUGAGGUAAAGGAGUUUGGGUAGAAGAGAAAGUUAGAGUGUGAGGAGAUUUUAGGGAGAUGGGUCCUGAGGAAAAUUAUAGAUUAAAUGGGUGAAUGAAAUGCAAAGGAUUCUGAGUGGAAAGAGGUUAUUGAUGAAUUGAUGUUUUAGGUGGAAAAUAUUGGGAGACAAGAUAGGUUAUUAGUAGGGAUGAGAGUAAGUCUGGUGGAAAUAGGGAGGGGGUGUAAAGGAGAGGGAGUUGGUAGAAAGAGUAGUGCACAGUGAGGUGGGAGAUAUUAGGGUAGAGUUUGGUUGAGAGUCAAGGUUAGUUGGUCUGUUAAACAAAGAUAUAACUCAACCAAAGUUAACCAAAACCAGACUAAAAAAGAUAAACCAAAAACCUCUAUACUCUUACCUUUAUUGAUGCAUGUACUAUUUAGACCAUUUAAAUGAUUUUAUUACUUUUAACUGUGUGUUAAUGCCUGGCUUAGUAAGUUUAUUAAUCUAAAUUUAAUUUUUUACAGAGUAAGCACCACACUCUUCGCAAGCAAUUUCAACCAGAGGAGUUGCAGAAAUUGCCACCACAAGUCAAGAGUCGAUACAUGGCUGUAAAUAUUUGUAUUAAUUUUAAAAUGAAACCUUGUGGUAUUCUUGUGCAAAUAAUUUUGAGAUGAAAUAAUAUAAGAUAAGAAUAUAGAUAGACUAUUAUUAGUUUCAUAUGAGUGACAGGUGAAUCUUCACAUAUACUAUAGGGUUGUUAAAAACAUGGCUCAAGACUGUUCUUUGUACUUCUUUGUACAAUUAUUUCAAACCAGAUGGUGAUAACCUGUAGCCAAUAGAUAUUUUCACCAAACAAAUGAUUAGGUUGUGUUAAUAGGCCUUCAUUUUAUAUAAUAAUAGAUUAUUAUUUUGUUAUUUCCCAUUAUUGACACUUUUAUCAGUAUCAAGAGCCUCCAAAGGACAUUGCUGAUGCUCAAGCUAUUACCAGAAAACGUCUGCUUGACAGGAAGAAGAAAAUUGAAAUGUAGGUAAAACUCCUUAAAACUGAAUUUCUAUGUCUAAUGAACAAUAAAAUUGAUGAAGGUACAUUUUUACAUGUAAAAAAAUAAUGUAGGAAAUAAGUACUGUAAAUCAGCCAGGGUGACGGAACAUUUGCAAGAAAGUAGCAUUUCUACAUAUGCAUAGGGGAGGGGGAGCAAAAAUUUAUAGGAUAAGAUGAAGUUUUUGUGUACCCAGUAUGUAAUAUAUAGGUGGCCGAGCAGUCUAAACUGAGUCAAUCCCAAGCUAGUGGACUUCUGUUCAGUCACCAAAAAAUGACUUGACAAACAAAAAUUUCACCAGCAUCCGGGUUAAUGGGACUCGUUAACCUGUGAUGGCAACUCAUCUAAAUCUAAGAGAAGGCAAACUCUGAAAUCAAACCCGGAGAUGGAGCCCCAUAGGAGUUGUAACUUUAUGAAUUAUAAUUAUUGUUCUUUUCAGACAAAAACCAAAUUUAUCGGACAAAGAGGCAGAAGAAAGAGAAAAACAUGCUAAGCUGAUUGGUCAAUUGAAGUGAGAUUUUAAAAUUUAAUUAUGUCAUUAAUUUUAAGAUUUUAAACAAACAUUGACAAAGUGACAAUAAUUAAUAUUCUCCUAGUUGGACCUAAUUAGUGUCCUUAAGUGUCAGCAUGCAAUAAUACAAUGUGAACCCUCAGCUAUGACUCUCAAGCACAAAAUUUGAUUUUUUGCUUGGUGUACAUUGUACUCUGUAGGUAAUGACUUAGGAAUUGGGGGAUUUACUGAAAGCAAAGGUUCCCAUCUUUUGAAUGGGGAAUAUAGGAUCUAUGGAAAGUUAAUAAUCAUUUUGAACAAGGGUAUAUUGGUAUUGGCCUACUCUUCAGUUAUGUUCUCUAGCACAAAAAUGCAUCAAUGACUAUUGCACUUGUAAUGCACCUCCAAAAUUCUCAUUCACACUAAUAGGGAUAUUUUAAAAUUCAGCUCUUCCCCAUCAAUGCUCACAAAAUGUAUGGAUGACCCCAUGACAUUAAAAUAAAAAUACUAUAUUUUACUUAUGAAAAUACUCAAUUAUAUAUUUAUUGACUUAUCCCAUCAGAUUUUAAUCUGAUUAUCUUUAUAAACUUAAGUGAAUUUCAUCCAAAUCAAAAGUAUUGAAUAAUUAAUUUGCCAAAUUAAUAAGCACUGAUAUGGCUAUAACUCUACCAUAGGGCUGCAGAAGCAAGAAAUCGGCUUAGAAUAAUGCGGCUUCGUUACCAAGCAAACAGGGUAAAUAUUUUACAUUACAUUUCUAGUCCCAUCUAAUCCAAAUAGAAAAUAUUUUGCCACUCUUUGUGUUUCUGUUUCAUUUAAGACAUUGGAGUAUGUGGUCAGUUUCUAGAUUCAUGCUACAAACUGUGAAGGGUGUACUAAGGUUAAGAUUUGGGAAAGCUUGUAAUAUAAGAAAUAUCCUUUCUACAUCUCUUUACUUUGUUUUUGUCAGGUUUAAGCGCCCUCUCCUAUAUUUUUAUAUUUUUUCUGUUUUAGGUAGGAUAUAUAUAUUGACAUUAUGUAAAUUUAAUUUAUACUUAUUUAAAUGUGUUGUGUUUGUUUGUACUGAUGAAGGCAUGUGCCGAAACGUUUAAUUCUGUAUAAUGUACAAUUAUUAUUAAAGCUAACUCAUAUUGUUCUAUUGACACAAUUUGUUCGUGUCUUAUUAAUAAAUUGAAAUAUAAGAACCAAACAUUGACAAAAAAAAAAUCAUUGACAUGGACGUUUCAUCUACUCAGCUAAUAUUUAUAGCUUAAAAAGGAAGAGGGCCUUUUUUUGUAAAGGCUGCAUCCAAAAGUAACUUUAUGGAUUCUCAUUAAAGAAUUGUCCAGAAAUGGUAUUUCUGUCUUAUGCACAAUGGUCAAAGGGAUCACCAAACAAAUAAUUUAAAAGCACAAAAUCCUUUUUUAAUUCUUGUUAUUGAAACACAGGCUCAAGAAAUCUCCCAUCUCAUUGCAUGUCAACCAGUUGCAUUGAAAGCUGUAAGAUUGCAGGCUCUAGUUCCACCACAUGUUGAGAUCAAAGAAAAAGGAGAUAUGCUGGAUAAAUUUAGUGUAUGACCAGCUUGUUAUUCUCAAAUUAGAUACCUUUUAAAUUGGUUUUAUUCAAUGCUUGUUACUUACUCACUACUCACUACUUUAAAGUUACCGUAUAUACUCACAUAUAGGACACACCAAUGGAUAGGUCACACUUAUUGUCAAAGUGGGUAUUUGAGAUAGGUCGCACUUUUACUUUGGGGGGUUACAUGGCCCCAUUUUAACAUAAAUCUAACAAUAUAAAAUUUGUUAAAGUUAUAGUUAUAGCAUAGAAACCACAAACAUGUUUUCAUUACUACUUGAAAUAUGAAGAGGAAUCGUCAUAAACUGCAUAAUUUUUAAUAAACAUAAAAUAAAAAAGGAUUGCCCUCUGGUUGAGCAUAAAGGAGAAAACAACUCUCUGACUCAAGUAUAAAUGAUUACUCCACUCUUAAUAACAGUAAGCGAAUUUGAUGUUGAGUGGAUAGACACCUCCCUGAUUUUUAUAGAAAUUUUUGGUUCAAAAGUGCAACCUAUAUGCGAGUAUAUAUGGUAGCUGAAUUAUUUAUCAAUUUGAUAUUAAACUUAAAGAUAAACUUAAAAAUAUAUGAAUCUCUCAUAUUUCAACAAAUAACAUCUAAGCUAGAAUAAGUAUUAUUUUAAUUUGUAUUAUUUAAUUAUUUUCACCUGAAUCAAUUGUUUUGUGGUUUUUUUACUCAUUUUCAUUUAGAAGUGCACAAAACAAAUAGAGAUUACCGGUACAUUUCUAGUAAAUCUGGCUGCUAUUUCUCUUUUUAUUUUGAAGACUAGCUGCUAAGUUCAAUAAAAAUUUAGAACAUCUUGUAAUAUUUACACUAAAUAUUUAAACAUGCCAUAAUUUUACUUGCACAGCGCCAGAGAGUUGAAGCACUUCUCAAAGACAUGCAAGGUCUCCUUACCAACCGGGUUAAUUAAGAACUUCUGAUCACCUAAUUGGAUGACUUACUCAACUACUACUUUUCUGGUUGGUUGAAUUGAACUCACUCAUCUGUUUGACUCAAAAUUAUUGCUGACUGGAUGAUACGCCACAGAAUAUUGUGUUAAAAAACAACCACUUGCUAAUUUGAUCUGCUGAAAGAAGUAGUCACUCUGAACAAUAUAUACAUAAUGAUCGACUAACUCCAUUGUUAUUUCAAACGCAGGUAGUUGCAAUAAAUAUAAUUACAAUUAAAUUAGGUUUUUUUUUAUAUUAUGUAUUCGAACAGGAAUAAUUUCAUUCUUGAAAUUAUAACCUAUUUACAUUGAAUGCCAUUACUUGAUGUUUAGUAACAAAUGAAUAACCAUUUUAAAAACUGGAAUGUCCAUUUUAAAAUGGAAGCCACCUUUCCCAUAUUUUAUAUGUUUUUAAUGUGAAAUAAACACAAUUGAAC